CUGAACCAAACAACGAAGCGGCGCGAACGAGCAUUGUGCGAAAAAUUCUUGUGCAAAACCGAAGUGAAGUGAUUUACCAAAAAAGAAAUUGUCAAAAAAAUACAUUGUGCUAAGUAUUAUUAAAUAAAUCACGCUACAAAUAUCUGAUAAAUACCUCAGUGAAUACCAACAUUAUAAUAUUCAACAAAAAUAAUACAAAUGUUUAGCAAAUAAACAUCUACACAGAUGUUAAUUUCACAACUAUCGUAUAUUGCAUAAAGAAAAUAAGGAGAAAAAAGCACAUUACAAGUACAGAAAACGUUGAAAAGCGUCUAGAAAUUGGAGGAUAUUUUUGUGGAAAUUCUCUAGUCUAGAACAAGCUACGGAUAUUGGAAUAUCAUUUAAUAUUUUCAUUAAAUUGACAACAAAUUCAACAUGUACAAGACCAAAAAAGAAGUUGACGCUCAUGUACGCACCGCAUUGUCCAAAAUUCGCACGGAGACAGAGCGCCACUUACGCAGUUUCACCAUUGCAAAACUUUACUUUAAAGUCAACGAGUUCGCUACAGCCGAGCAAUACCUUUGUUCUUAUUUGAGCGUCAAAGAAGACAAUGAUCAGGCUCACAAGUUACUCGGCCAGUGUUAUCAACGCCUUAAAAAACCUGACAAAGCUUUACAAUCUUUUCAACGUUCCUUACAGUUGAAUCCCAAACAAUCGGACGUUUUGGCCGAAGUUUGUCAAUUACUGUUGGAGGAUAAAAACUUGAAUAGCAACAAAGCGAAAUAUUGGUGUGAAUUGGCCGAAUCGGAAAAGGUGCAACAUGAGGCGGUGUUCUCAUUGCGUUUGAAGCUCAUGAACAAAGAUAACCUGGGCACUAAUCAAGUGGAAGAGUUGAUACAAAAAGAAAUCUCGGCCCGGCCAAAUGAUGUACAAUUGAGAGUUAGACUGGUGCGUAAUUACGUGGAAAAGAAUCAAAUAUUAGAUGCCUUCAAGUAUGUGCAUAAAUUGGAGAUGGGUCACAAGGAUGAGUUUGUGACAAGUAGCGAAUGGUACAAUGUUGUUUGGCUGGUAUUGAAUAAAUACGAACAAAUGCCAAAUACAAAGAAAGACUGGGACUUUUGGCUUUUGUUGGCCAUUUGUUUGGAACGUCAGGUUCAUAUAUCAUUCUCCUUGACUACCGGCACCUCCAUUGUUGGUGGUGGUGUUACUGAAACAGCAAAUUUGCUCUUCAACUUGGAUCAAUAUCUAUUUAAGAUUUCUCAGUUGUCGGAUAAAUUCUGUGCUCAAAAGGAACUAGUUGAAUUGUUCCUCGAACAUUAUCGUGGUCAGUUGCUGUUACAUGCCACUUCUUUAAUAUUUAAACGUGAAUUAUUACAAAAUAAAAACAAAUGGAAGGAAACUACUCGCGCUGUGCUGCCUCUGUUAUUGUUGGCCUAUCAAAUCGAUGCACCAGACAACAAAGAACCCUGGAUGAAGCACUGCGAUGAACAAAGUAAACAACUGAUAGCUAUAUGGCAAAGGGAGGGAUCAUUUCGUUGUGCUCAGGUGGGCAGAACUUUACUUUCCUGCAUCAAUGAUGAUCCCACAGUAGACAAGGAAAAUGCUCACAACAUUAAUAAUUUGCUGGGUUCUCAGUCGUCCAGCCUGUGGCAUACUAAUGAAGAACUUUUAGCACAAGUGCGCCAAACCUGCAGUGACCGUCAAUGGAGGCGUAACAUUUUUGCAUUACUCUUCUGUAACAGUGACCAAAAGGUUAAGGAACAAUCUUCACUUUUUUCUAAAAGUUCAAAGUUGAGCGAACCCCUCUACGAAUUGCCAACAUAUGCUGAUGUGGAACGUUAUGAAGACUCUGCCCAGUAUCUGAGACCUCAGUCGUUGCAACACAUGGUCUACUUGUGUCUGGGUAAUGACAACUUGGCUUAUGUAAAAGCCAAAUAUUUUAGUGGUUUGAACUUCUCUACACAAAAUUUGUCAUUCUGUGGAGCCGAAUCCUUAAACCAAUUGGAUGUAGACAGUUUCCUUUACGCAGCCACUUUACAGGCCAAGAGAGCUUUAGAGGUGGAUAGAGAAGCCUUCGAUAAUUAUCAAUCUGGCAACAGUACUGCGUCAGGCAAACCUAAAAUUUUGCCAUUUGUUAAUAUACAAAACCUGUUAUGUUCGGAAGAACAAGCUCAGUGGUGGCAGGCUGCCUAUAUGGUGUACAAAAAUCUUAGCAAUGGCAAUGAUUUGGCAGAAUUAAGGGCCAAUUUGCAGUAUGGCAUUGAAGCUGUUAGAGGCAUUAAUGGCCCAAAAUUAGAUAUGGCCAUUGUAUUUAAAUUGGGACAAUUGUUUGUGGCACGUGCUCAAGACAUUGUAAAGCCCAUCGAAAAGUCAUUCCUGGAAGCUAGAGCCGAAUCAAUCUACAAAUAUGGUUUGAAUAUGAUGAAAAUGCAUUGCAAAGGGGUAUUAGAGCCCUUCCGUAAAUAUUUCAAAUAUGCUAAAGGCCAAACUUCGGCUGCCGAACGCGAUUUAGCAUCUGCGGCUGAAGAUGCCGUUUCAUAUUUGGCCACACGCUAUUUCAAAAAAUCGGAAUACGAGGACUUGAUAGAAGAACUUUCGGGCAUACAACUACCAUUUGCCACCUAUUUGCAGGCAGAGGCUUAUCGCAAACUGGAUGAAGCCAGCAAGACUCCCAAGAAAACUAAGCGCAUGUAUUUAGAUCGCGCCAGCGACUGUCUCAAUCAAACUUUGGCUCUACUCAAAAGCAGUGCUCAUGCUGACCCCAAUCAUCCCCUAAACUCGGUCAUACACAGUGAAAUCAAAAGGCUACAGCAGGCUUCGGCUCGUUAUUUGAACGAUUCCAACACUAUUUUCAGCCCCAAUACAGGACACAAUAACUCUAGCACAUAUGAAGAUGCUGAAGAGGAUUUUUAUGCCGAUAACUCGAUUUUACCGCCAACCUCAGUCAUGAAUUCGACACGUGCUAGACGUGAAACAAUGUCUAAUGCCAAUGCCAUAAUGUCUACUCACAACCUCGAAAUGGAAAAUCUGGUGAAACAAAUGGCCAACACUUUGACCCUGCUUAAAGAUGAGAUUAUGGAGACUCUGAAGCCGGAAUUGCGUAAUGUUACCAAGGAAAUUUCUAGCUUGAAAGACAAAAUCUCAAAUGUUGAAGAUGCCAUGAAGAAAAUAAGAAUUUCUUCCAAUCCCCCCUCCAGGGAUGAUGCAUCGAAUGUUUUGGAUGACUUGUAUCUAAUCGAGGACACAUUGCAGCAGCAGUUGUAUCAGCAACAACAGCAGUCAACUGCCAAUCAAUACGCUCCAAAUGCUGGUAGUGUAGCAAAUGGACCAAACAUGAUGUCUAACUCACCUUUUAUGGCCCAACAACGUUUGCAGGCUGCUGCCUAUAACAGUCCCAUGUUUCCUCCUAAUCCACACAAUUAUCCUAUGAACUUUUAUGGCCAUCCUAAUCAACCCAAUCCCUAUAUAAUGACACCACAACCAGGAGCGCCUCCCAUGAACCAACGAGGUGGUCCCUUACCAUCAUUGCCGUAUUUGGACCCCACUGUACCAGUACCACAGGCAGGUCUUAACUGCAAUAUAUCAGCUGUUUCGACACCGCUCUUACCACCACCUAUCCAGCCUCCUACAGCUAUGGCUGUGGAAGCCAACAGACACAGCAACUUGUACAAUUUGUUGCAGCAACCGCCGGUGUCAAUCACUCCCAAUAUCAGCAACAUAGGAGCACCACCACCAACCAUGCCCACCUACUCAACCACACCCUUAACCCAUACCACAUCCAUGAGCUUGCCUAUGCCUGCUGCAAAUACCACCCCUAUUAAUAUAACACCCACCACUACUAUGCAAUUCCAUAAAUCUUUAAAUAGCCAACCCGUCGAAAAGGGUCCCCCAGCCAAUGUGGUUAUAACCAGCUCUGAUCCUUUGCCCAAUCCCAAUACCAUUCCCUUACAAUCUCAGCAGCAAACACCUUUAAGUGUUACCAUACCCUCUCAUCAUAUCAAACCCAGUUUGGUGAGCCAACCGCCACCACAGCAGGAAAUUGCUCCUUUGGCCAGUAAAGCAGUAACAACCACCUCUAGUUCUACUGCAAAUGCAUUUGGAGUGACUAUUGCUACUUCCACAUUUAGCUUCAAACCUCAGAUUGCAGCAGCUGCUGCCCAAGCGAACAGCACUCCUCAAGGCAACGAAACCCUUAAUAAGACUUCAGAAAGUUUUGGUAGCGAUUUUAAUAGAUCUGGCGCAGAAGACCUUGAGUACGAUCCACGUCCCGACUUUAAACCCAUUAUUCCCCUGCCCGAUGAAAUAGAAGUGCGCACCGGUGAGGAGGAAGAAGAAGUGAUGUUUUGCCACAGAGCUAAACUAUUCCGUCAUUUGGAUAAGGAGUGGAAGGAACGUGGUAUUGGCGAUAUGAAGAUACUCAAAAAUAAGGAAGGAAGUUCUCGUAUUUUGAUGAGACGUGAUCAGACCCAUAAAAUAUGUGCCAAUCAUGUAAUUACACCUGAAUUAAUUUUGACUGUACCCAAGAAUGAGACCAAGGGCUUCAUAUGGGCCGCCAACGAUUUUGCGGAUGAAUCUCUGCAACUGGAGAAAUUCUUUGUGCGUUUCAAGUUGCCCGAAACAGCUAAGCAAUUCCAAGAAGCUUUUAAGAAGGCUCAACAAGAAGCUGAAGAAAAGCCAGCUAUUGGCGUAACUAAAAAAGAAGAAAAGCCCAAAGUUUCCUCUUCAACAACAUCGAAUAUCACGACUCCCUUUUCGCUGGCCAAGUCGAGCGUAACCAAUUUUGUUACCAGCACACCAGCACCAAAGAGCGAGACAGGUUUUGCAGCACAAGGAAAACCCGUAUUUGGACAACCUAUAACUCCAGCACCGGCCACUACAGCUUCAGCAACAACACCAACAUCAAAAUCUUUAUUUAGCGGCUUGAAUUUGUCAACAAAAGCUCCCACAGCCAAUGACACAAUAAACAAACCAGUAACUACUACAACAGCAACUGCUUCUCCAUUUGCUAACUUUACAUUUGGUAAGCCAACAACACCGGCAAGUGUUACUCCUGCUACAAGUGUUGCUAAAACAACCACCAAUACCGCUUCACCUUUCGCUAGUAUCUUUAGCAACUUGUCCACCUCGCCCUUCACCAAUACACCCAGUUUGGCAACUCCAGCUGCUGUUAUACCCACCACCGUAAAUGAAACAGCCAAUGCCAGUAACUUAAACAAAUCUACGGCUUCUGAUAACGAAGAAGAGUAUGUACCCACUGCUCAAUUUAAUCCUGUCAUUCCUCUACCAGAUUUGGUGGAAGUGAAUACUGGAGAAGAGAACGAAUUGGUAUUAUUUGAACAUCGUGCCAAACUCUUGCGUUUCGAUAAGGAAGCUGGCGAAUGGAAGGAACGUGGUCUGGGCAACAUUAAACUGUUGCAAGACAAAGACGAUAUCAAUAAGGUACGAUUGGUCAUGCGCAGAGAACAGAUACACAAAUUGUGCUGCAAUCAACGCAUUUACAAGGACACCUCAUUCAAAUAUGCCAAAAAUUCGAAAACCGCUUUGUCUUGGGCAGGUCAGGACUUUUCUGAAAAUGAGUUGAUUACUGAAAUGUUGACGGUACGUUUUAAACUGCCCGAAACUUGUGCCAAAUUCUUGGAAACCGUACAGACAGCCCAAUCCCGUAUGAACAGUGAUGGUGAAGAGGCCAACUCUAAGGCGAAUGAAAAGAAGGCGGAAUCAGCUGACACUAAACCGGCUAAAGGUUUUGGUGAAGCUUUCAAACCAAAAGCUGGUUCUUGGUCUUGUGAAGCCUGCUAUACUUCAAAUGCUUCUGACCAAUUGUAUUGCGUAGCCUGUGAUAAUCCUAAAGAUAACACUGUGCCCAAAAAGGAAGCCAAUGCCAAUAUUUUGUCCACCAACAGUACAACUAAGUUUAAUUUUGGUUUUGGGGCUGCUUCUCCAGCAGCAGGACAAACCUCAGCUGUUCCUAGUAAGCCAAUAUUUGGAUUUGCUACACCUACAACAGCGCCAGCUGUCACAAAACCUAAUGAGACUAGUGCUUCGGCUCCCGGUGGAUUUGGUGAUAGUUUCAAACCCAAAGCCGGUUCUUGGACAUGUCAAGGUUGUUAUUUAUCUAACACCGGUGAUGCUAUUUACUGCAAGGCAUGUGAUGCUCCUAAAGAUGACACUGUGCCCAAAAAAGAUGCCAACACCAAUAUUCUUGCUUUAUCUAAUCCUUCUCAAAAAUUCAGUUUCGGCUUUGGUUCUCCAGUUGCUGCAGCUAGUGCUACACCAAAACCGAAUGAGGCCAGUGUCCCCGUCAAAGCACCCGCAUCAGGUGGGUUUGGUGAUGCUUUUAAACCCAAAGUUGGCUCUUGGUCAUGUCAGGCGUGUUAUUUAUCCAAUACAUCCGAUGUGCUUUAUUGCACCGCUUGUGAAGCUCCCAAAGACGACACCGUUCCCAAGAAAGACGCCAAUACAAAUAUAUUAGCACUCUCAAAUCCCUCACAAAAAUUCAGUUUCGGUUUUGGUGCUGCUCCCGUCGUUGCUACAGAUAGUGCUAAAUCAUUUACAUUUACACCACCCUCCGCCACAUCCACAACAUUAAACGCAGCACCAACUACAACGGCCAGUGCACCUAUUGGAAAAUCAACAUUUAGUUUUAGUUUAUCCUCUAAAGCUAUGGAAUCGCCUAACAUGACCGGUGCUGGUGGCGAAUCGACACCAAAUGCCUUCUCAUUGGAUAAAAAAGAAUUCAGUUUCACCCUGAAACCCAAGAGUCCUGGUAAAACCGGUAAGAGUCCUAUGAAAUUAGGUGGUGGAGGUGAUGCUGAUGGUGGCGCCGAGGAUGAUGCUGAGGCAGAGUAUCACGAAGAGGAAGAGAAUAAUACGUAUUUCACUCCGGUUAUACCAUUGCCAGAUAAGAUUGAAGUGAAAACAGGUGAAGAAGACGAAGAACUUCUGUAUGUACAUCGGGCUAAAUUGUAUCGUUUCAUUGAAGGCGAAUGGAAGGAAAGAGGUUUGGGCAAUGUCAAGAUUUUACGUCACAAGGAAAACAAAAAAUUACGUGUAGUAAUGAGACGUGAACAAAUUUUAAAAAUCUGUCUAAAUCAUGUGCUCAAUCAAGAUAUUGAGUACAAGCGCAAAGACGACAAGUCUUGGCUAUUUGUGGUUAAUGAUUUCAGUGAGGGUUCUGUUGAAUUGGAAAAAUUCUCUUUACGUUUUAAGACCAAAGAUGUGGCCGAAGAAUUUAUGGCUGCUGUUAGCAAGGCACUUGAUGGAACUGCCGAAGUCAUUGAGUCUUCAGGUAAUACUUCGAUAACAACGCCCACUAAUCCCCAGCCACCGGCACCUUCUGCUUUAGGCAUAAGUGAAGAGGACAAAAAGAAGGCAGAUAAAUUAAAAUUACCCCAUGAAUUCUUUACGACCACCACAACUUGUUCCGGAUGUCGUGGAUGUGAUCCAGAUAAAUUUGUAUUUACAGAUGUUAAAAAUAUUGAAACGUUUGUUCACAAGGAGGAUACCCAAAACCCACUGGAUAUUAUGGAGUUGCCGGCAUUAACCAUAAAGAAGUCAACUGCAAAUCGUACAUUGUUGAAGCAAAGUGCUCUAUCGCCAGCAAAUGUAAAGGCCGAAACUACAAAAAUGAAUGAUAGUAUAUUCUCUGGAUUUGGUGGUGCCAACUCAACAGCUUUUACACCCACAGCAGCAACAGCCGCAGCAACAGCAACAGCUUCUGAAAAGCCAACAAAUACCACAUUUUCUUUUGUGGCAGCUCUUAGUAGCACAACUAAGCCAGCAGAUGAAACCAAGACUUUUGGUACAGCGGGCUCAGGUGGUUUCUUAUUUGGCUCAGCAGCACCAGCUGCUACAACUAAUAUGGGUAGUGGAUCGAUUUUUGGCAGUGGAGCCAAGGACAAUAAAGCCGUUUUUGGUCAAAAAUCCGCGAUAUUUGGUGGAACUGCUGUUGCACCCAACAACAGCAAUACAAAUUCAAAUGACUCAACUGCUUCAGCCGAUAAGACGGCAACAAAGUCUAUCUUUGGUGGCAGUAGUACAACAACUGCUGGUUCAAUAUUUGGUGGCAAAGCUGUGUUUGGAAGUUCACCAUCUGCUUUUGGUGGUGGCUUAACAACUGCUAACGAUACAACCAAAUCGAUAUUUGGUAGUUCUGGCAAUACCACCCAAAGUGGCGGUAAUGGCACUGGCAAUUCCAUAUUCGGUGCCUCUACGAAUACAUCUGGCUUUGCAGGAUUUGGUUCGAAUAAUACAAUAUUUGGUUCAGGUUCCCCGGCUCUACCUGCAUUUGGUAGUGCAGCAAAAGACGCCAAUCUAACACCGUCAUCGGGCGCAGCUGGUGCUACUUUUGCCGAUUUAUCCAAAACAUCAACAGCAGCUUUAGACUUUGCCAGUUUAGCAGCAAAAUCAAAUCCUUCUCAAACUGGUGACAAAUCGGCGCCAACAUUAGCGGAUUUAUCGAAAACCUCAACGGCAUCAGUUGAUUUUGCCAGUUUGGCCAAAUCCAAUUCAAACACUACUACUACUACCUUGACACAGAAAUCAAGUGAAAAACCUGGCCCUGGUGGCUUUAUUGGUUUAACAAAUCACAAUGCAUUUUCAAGUUUCGCUAAACCUCUCAAUGAGUUGGAUUCUUCAGAUAGAAAUGCAUCCGCCACUAAAGUGAAUGAAUCGCAAAAGAGUGAAGGAGGCGCUGAUGAUAAUGAAGAAAACUACGAUCCUCAUUAUGAACCCAUCAUAGAGUUGCCCAAUGAAGUUGUGGUCAGCACUGGAGAAGAGGAGGAAACAAAAUUAUUUGGCGAACGGGCGACACUAUAUCGUUGGGAUGCCACCAAUAAGGAAUGGAAAGAGAGAGGUGUUGGUGAAUUAAAACUUUUAUUGCAUCCAGCCAAACAAAGUUAUCGAUUGGUUAUGCGUCGUGAACAAAUCCAUAAAUUAGUUCUAAAUCAUGCUAUCAAUGGGGACUUCCAUUUCAACAACAUGAAUAACAAUCCCAAAAGUUUUGUUUGGGCUACCUUGAAUUAUGCAGAAUCGAAUGAAGGUGAAUUGGAAAAAUUGGCGGUUCGUUUCAAAAAAGUGGAAUUGGCUGAAGCUUUUAGCAAGCAGCUAAAUGAAUGCAUUACUAAUUGCAAGGAACGUGUGAUCGAUUAAAUCGAUUCGGCUUACAUAAUUUUAUUUAAGAUAAACAAAACAAUAACCACAAACAUAAGCAAACAAUACCCAAUUGUUAUCGGUUGCAAAAAACACACACUUAGUUUUAAAAUAAUUCUUAUAGAACUUAAGCACCUUUUUCGCUAUGUUUUUGUUUAAUUUUAUUUCUUUUAAUAAUUGUAUUUACUAGAUAUAAUAUAUUUUGUAAUUAUAAAUUUAUGUUUAGUAUGUAUUAAAAUAAAUUAUAUAUUUUCUCGGGCUACCUCUUUUUUUUAUACACUGCUGUUGGUCUGAGAAAUUUUCAUUCAUUUUCAAUAAAUGUAUCAAUUUAUUCAAAUAUUUUUAAAUAAUUUAAAUUAUCUUUAUAUUUUUUCAUUAAUAUACCAUGUUUAGAAAACAUAUGUACUUCUUUAUACUUUUUUUAUAUUUUACCAAAAAAAUCUUUGUUGAAAUUCUAAUCUUAUGUUAUAUUCAUAAUUAUUAAUGGUAUUAAAAUAAAAAAUACAAUAAUUUA
Messenger RNA from Calliphora vicina (urban bluebottle blowfly), 9643 nucleotides. It is a transcript of the gene Nup358, whose product is annotated as Nucleoporin 358kD. The record is from RefSeq and is a predicted model, not a curated record. The transcript is spliced from 5 exons. Gene Ontology annotation, molecular function: GTPase activator activity; protein binding. Bases 415 to 9129 code for a protein of 2904 amino acids. Gene Ontology annotation, biological process: intracellular transport. Gene Ontology annotation, cellular component: nuclear pore; cytoplasm. NCBI's taxonomy places the organism in Eukaryota, Metazoa, Arthropoda, Insecta, Diptera, Calliphoridae.